AUGUUUUCGCUCAGAAAUACCGCGCGUCAAUUCCCUCGGUGGGCUCAGGUUCGCUCUGUGUCGACCUUGGAAAAUAACCCGCACAUAUAUGUCUUUCCCAAGAAUGGCAUCAAUAUACUGUCCUUGCUGCCUUCAGAGCCAACUAACCCCGACCUGGCCAUUGGUGUAACAUCCAAGCUUCCUCCGACUCCAGACUCGUUCAAGGAGAACCCGAAAUUCCUGGAGACCUUGCAAGAUGUCAUGACAGAGCAUGGCUACCAGGACCCUGACGCUAUCUCCCAGGCGCAAGUCAUGGUCUCUACGUCGGGGGCUAAUCUGAGCACCGGCGGGGUGCUUUUGACUGGGGGACAGGCGAGGAAACGCCGCAGCGAGGGCGAUUCCAGUGGCGGUGCUAGUGGUCAGGGAGGUGCUGGCUCGGCUGGGAGAGGUGGUUGGAUCCAUCUCUCGGAUAACCGACGGCCACCUGAGUUUGGACGGAUCGCUUGGCCAGAGGAUAUCUUUGGGAGUUUGGAGGUUGAUGGAGAGGGAAAGUUCGUGGGAGGGAACGGCAACUACCAGCCUAGCGGUAUUCACUCCGAUAUGCAAGGCCCUUGGACGCGCAGGCUGACGACUCAAAUAGGGACGUACCGCAUUGUGACUCGGGAUGGGAUCUUGGGCCUGAGCCCGUUCUUAAGAGAAAAGCUGGUGCAGAAGCUGCGCCAGCAGGAGACGAGAUCGAAUCCCGUUGGUAGUGAUCCUGUACAAUAG
This is a messenger RNA of Aspergillus saccharolyticus JOP 1030-1, 747 nucleotides long. RefSeq lists its product as uncharacterized. NCBI's taxonomy places the organism in Eukaryota, Fungi, Ascomycota, Eurotiomycetes, Eurotiales, Aspergillaceae. The coding region runs from base 1 to 747 and encodes 248 amino acids. The transcript is spliced from 4 exons. The record is from RefSeq and is a predicted model, not a curated record.